Molecule: messenger RNA, 3858 nt
Organism: Patella vulgata (common limpet)
Lineage: Eukaryota; Metazoa; Mollusca; Gastropoda; Patellidae
Product: protein suppressor of hairy wing
Exons: 4
Coding region: 315-3179 (954 amino acids)
Biological process (GO): regulation of transcription by RNA polymerase II
Molecular function (GO): RNA polymerase II cis-regulatory region sequence-specific DNA binding; DNA-binding transcription factor activity; protein binding
Source: RefSeq, a predicted model, not a curated record
GACGUCAUAUCCUGUUAUGGCGUGGGGGAAGAUUUCAAGAAAUUAGAAUGUAUUUGUUUAAAAAUGGUCAAAUUUGCAUUGAAUCUAUUGCUAAUAUUUAGUUAUGGUCGUUGAUAAGAUAGAAUCUGAACUGGAUGACAGGAGGUAGACAUGAUUAAACUGUCUUAAUUUUAGAUAAUGGAUAGAAGCUGGACUGGAUGACAGGAAGUAGACAUGGUUAAACUGUCUUAACAUUAGAUAACUUCUUCUUGAAAUUGAGAUAAAUAACGAUUGGAUUUUUUUUUUUUUUUAAAUAUUGAUGUGUGUUAUAUAAAAUGGAUGAUCCUAAUUUACAGCACGGAGCUCAGCAGAUAGAGACAACAUACAUCAACACUCAACCAAAUACCGUUCUACCAUAUCAUAUACGAAACUGUGUCUAUCUUACAGAAACUCUUUAUCAGAUGAAGUUACAGAAGUCUUACUGUGAUCUUAUUUUUGAAAUACACAAUCAGCGAAUCAACGCCCAUCGUGCCGUCGUUGCUGCAUGGAGCCCAUUUAUUUACACACAUCUAAAGUCGAAUUUGGCGUGUACCGAGAUCGUACGCGUUAAUUACGAUAAUUUUGAGAUAUUUUCCGACAUGAUCUCGUUUAUGUACACAGGGAAGAUUGAUUUACGCGACACAAACUUGAUCCAGCUACUUCAUCUAGCGACAAGUUUUCAGAUUGAGGCUUUACGUGAAGUAUGUGAAGGGACGUUGCGAUGUAAUUUGCAUGUUGGGAAUAUUGUUAGUACAUUCUACGUAGCGCGAAAAUUUAAAUUAUGCGGAUUAGAAGAAUAUGCUUUGGCGUAUUUGCAGAUGCAUUUACCCGAAGCCGUAAAACAACUCGACUUUUUAAAUCUUCCUGCGAUUCGUUUUAAUACUUUUCUCGCUACGGGAUGGGUGAUUCACCUGAAACCAGAGGUCAAACUAUUUCUAAUAAUAAGUUGGCUAGGUUAUGAUGUGAAGGACCGCGAACAGUAUCUCGUUGCUUUAUUGCAGCAUAUUGAUUGGUCGAUUGUAGCUGGCGAUUUUCUCCAGGAAAUCAGUCAAACCGAGAAUUUUUUUACAACCAAUGAAUCAAGUUUAUUUCUGUUACUGCAAACACUGCACAGUUCCGGCAUAUCUUUAGGUUCGUACGUAGAUAUCUUUCCAUCGUUACGUGAAAAAUAUUCCCACUUACUGAAUCAGGUCGUGCAAAAUAGUGUUCUUGAUGUAAAUCCUGAAGAUUACUUUCCUGUUAGUAUUACCGUGACGAUAGAUUCAGAACAACCAAACGAUCACAUGACUUCUGUGUCUGCUGCACAGAAAAACUCAGACGUGAUCGAAAGUGGGGAUAAAUCACAGCACGAUGACCCAGAAUGUGAACAGAUUGAUCAAAAUUUUCAGAAUACGGUCGUUCCGCUAAAAACGUAUUCAACCAAUCAAUCGUUCAAAAAGAAAAUGACCACUAGAGGGCAGAAAAAGAAAGAUUCAGACCGAGAAACGGUUAUCCAAUCAAAUCAUCCGAUAAAACAUAUGAUUACUAGAAACAAAAGUUCCACAAAACCCCAAAAAUCUGAGAAGUUGACAGAACCAGUCAGUUGUUUCAGUGAAGAUCUGGAUACAGUCGAGACGAGUAACCAUGGUAACGAUGAUGUGGAUUACGACAAUAGCUAUGAUUAUCAAGACCAUUACGAUGAUGCUUGCGAUCCUGAUUAUGAAGAACAGCAAGAUACUGAUAAAAACAAGGCAAAAGCAUCCCGUGCAAUAACUAAACCGAAAAUAAAAAAGGCUUCAGCAUCUAAAAAUAAAAAUAAAUUGCGUAGUUGUACUGAAUGCGAUUACACUACGACAAGUGAAGCUCGAUUUGAAGAUCACCAACGGAAACGACACAACAGUGACACAGAGAGAUCGUAUACGUGUCAUGUCUGCGAGUUCACUUGUACGUGGAAUAAAAGUUUUUACACUCACAUGAAGAAACAUUAUUACGGACCACCAUUUCAGUGUGAACACGAAGGCUGUAAAUAUACGGCUGAUACAAUACGCAAUAUUCUCAUACAUCGAGUAAAACACACAGACGAGAGACCGUUCCCGUGUGAAGAAUGUCCGAUGAAAUUUAGAACCAGAAGCAAUCUGUACGCCCACAGAAAAUGUCAUAUAGGUAAAAAACCGUGGGAAUGUGAAAUAUGUCAUCAAUGUUUUGCCACGAAAAGUACGCUGAAUCAACAUUCAGUACGCCACAGCGAUGAUCGGCCAUAUUUAUGUGAUAAGUGUGGUUUUGGAACCAAGUUUCAAUCACAUCUUAUCUCACACAAACGUAUUCAUACUGGUGAUGUGUUUAAAUGCCAGUUCCCGCAGUGUAAUUAUUUCUCCCCGAAACGAAGUCAGUUGAAGGGUCAUAUGAGGACACAUCUUGGAAUUCGUAAAUACAACUGUGAACAUUGCAGUAAAUCAUUCGUAGAAAAGAGUCACCUGCUGCGACAUGAGAAAAUCCAUCUUGAAGUCCGUCCGUUUAGUUGUUCCGUGUGUAGCUACUCGACGCAUCGUAAAGAUAAACUAAAGGAACAUGUCCAGAAACGUCACAGCUGUAGCGAAACACAGACAACCGAGAAACCGAAACGACGAAAGAAAAAGGGUAAAAAGAACGUAAAAUUAGAGACGCGGUCAGUGCCGUGCAGAACAAUGGAGGUUUACGAAUCGGUUGAACCUGAUGUUGAGCAACAAGAAACUGAUGGUAAUAUAUAUCCUCAAAUCAUGCACAAUGCCCAGUACAUCAACUCGGUUGAACCAGUAGUCAUGGAAACGACAGCUCAAAAUAUGAUCAUCCAUCAGAAUAAUCCAACAGGUUUGGUACAUGAAGGUCAAGGACACAUGUUGGCCUCUUCUAUAGGUCAUCAACAGUUGCAUCCACUAGCCACUCCCAUAGAUCCUCAACAGUUGACCGUUGUCAUGGAUGCUAGGGUGCACGCUCAUUUAAAUUCUAGGGGUUUAAUCAUAGAUCCGCUUGCUCAGCCCGGGUCCAUUCAAACCUUAGGACAGCCCAAUCCGGCAGACGGAGGUAUUGUCUACACCGUACCAUCAACUACGACACAAACAGUUGUUAUGGCAACACACCAGCAACCAGAAUACAGUAAUCUUGGUUCUUAUUAUAGUUUUGUUAUGAAUAAUGAAGGACAGUAACUCUACAAACAAAUUAAAUAAAAGGGAGGUAACUCCAAUGUAUUUAUAAAUGACAGAAACUGCAUGUUAAUACUGUCAUCUAUUCGAUGCUGUGGUGUGGUGCUACAGCUGUGGUGUAGUUUUCCAUUAAACUAUUGAGGUCUGCAGCUGUGUUAAACUACCAAGGCUCUGUAACAGAGUUACAGGCUAUUGAGUUCUGUAACCAAGUUAAACUAUUGAGUUCUGCAACAGCUUAUUGAGUUCUAUAAACAUGAUAAACUAUUGAGCUCUGCAACAGAGUUCAACUAUUUAGUUAUGUCUUGAGAUCUAUAACAUUGUUAAUCUAGUGAGUUCUGUAACAAUGUGACCAAACUAUUGAGCCCUGUAAACAUUUAAACUAUCAAUAUAGUAAUCAUAUGUAACUGAUUGAUUUCUUGUAAAUGUUUUAAACUAUAUAUAUUGAGUUCUGUAAAUACCUGUUAAGCUAUGAACCUUAAGUUAUCGAGUUCAGUAACUAUGUUUAACUGUUUUGAAGUAUUGAGUGCUACUAUUGAACCAACUAUUGAGUUGAUAAAACUUUGUUAAACUAUUGAAUCUGUUUGAAUAAUACUGACUGGAUCUAAUUGUAUGUAUAUAAACAGAAUUAUUUAAAUAUAACAACAAUGUACUGUACCUGAUUGAAAUUAAAACAAAUUGAACA